AUGGAACCCAAUCACCAAGCAAUCCCAACACACUCGGAGGACUCGAAGGAUGAGAUCAGCUUGGAGAACCGCAAAUAUUUCCAUAUCAAUGAUUUGCCUGUAGAACUCUUGCGGGAAAUAUUCGUUACCUUGAAAGCCGACUGGAAUGGGCACUAUUCUUCUGAUGGCUGCACCGUGGCUCAUGUGAUAACAAAGACUUGCCACUUCUGGCGCUUCGUGGCACUGAGCGAACCUCGACUAUGGGCAACAUCCAUCAUUAGAUCCGAAGGUGGGAGUGAAGAAGGGAGGUUGCAGCGGUUUUCAGAGUGCUUGAAGAGAUCCAAAGAUGUGCACCUGGAACUAAUGGUGAACUUCACGGGCGGCAAGAGAUGUCCCAGUCCGGAGUUUCGCAGACGUGUCAAGGAGAUCGCAACACCCCAUCUUAAUCGUUGCACCUCCUUGUACAUCAUCGAUUACGACUUUCGCCUUCCAAACGACUGGAUCCCACUUCCCAACGAACUGAAAUCGCUGAGGGAUGCAGCGAUAGCUUUGGAUCCUGCGCUCCACUGGUCCCCACAGCCUCCUCACCAAAACCUGGAUUUGGGCUUACCAAAGCACUUUCGCUAUCUCAAACUUUAUGCCCCGAGUCGAUACCUUCCAGCAUUCACUUUGAAUUCCGUGAUGGAACAUCUAUCGGUGUCGUUGAACGAAAAGAAUAUCACCAAUCUCCUACGCGAUGUUGAGCCUUUGAAGACUCUGGAAUUAGAGCCUGUGACUUCCCAAAACCUGGACAUUUUACCUUAUUCAUUUCCCCAGCUUGAGAAUCUCAUCCUCCGUGGUGGGAGGGUUUCCUUUCCCAUCGUGGCCCCGCGUCUCAAACACCUAUAUUGCCUCUCUUCACUCGAUAACACAAUAAAGAAGGAUAUUCUGAAGGGCCUCGUCUCCUUAGAGGUUAGAGCAUCUAACCUACCGCGGGAUUACCUUGUUCACUGUCACGCGCUGGAAUGCCUAGGAGUUUACGUCACAGUGGACGAGAGUAUUAGGAUGCUGGAAUCCCUACUUUCAAUUGCGAAACCGCCAGGUCCAGAUCUCCCACAUCUCUCGGCAUAUCACUGCCCCAAUCUCCAGAGAAUAAUGUUCUCGAUCUAUCUAAGACCUGAUCCUCAAGCAGUUGAACGCAUUUCUAAUUGCAUCGUUGAACUGCUUGCCCUCCGACCGCGUCUCUCAAUGGUUGAAAUCAGGAUCCGCAUAGAAAUGCAGGACGCGUUGGAUCUAUCUCCCCUUACUAUGGAUCUUCCGGAAGCAUUCCCAGCCAGAGUGGUUGUUUGGGGCCCUGAUACAACAUUUCGCCGCUUCGGCCCGCCAAUCUUUUUAAACCACAUGAAUGGAUAUCCCCACACCCUUCUGGUUCAGCGUUGA
Messenger RNA from Cantharellus anzutake, 1398 nucleotides. RefSeq lists its product as uncharacterized. Lineage: Eukaryota; Fungi; Basidiomycota; Agaricomycetes; Cantharellales; Hydnaceae. The transcript has a single exon. The record is from RefSeq and is a predicted model, not a curated record. The coding region runs from base 1 to 1398 and encodes 465 amino acids.